UUUUUUUUUUUUCGUUUUAUGAAAUGCGACAGGUCCUAUUGAAUAUAAACUGCUCUCCAACAAUUUCCCAGUCUCCUGAUGGCGAUUACGACAAAUUUAUUCUUGGAGCUAAUAAUUCACUUUAUCCGAACCAAACUCUUUCUGAUGGAGAUACACUAAUUUCUCCAAGCCAAAUAUUCGAGCUAGGAUUCUUCUCACCGGGUGCAUCCAAAAGCAGUUUUCUUGGGAUAUGGCAUAAAGCUACACCAGAUAUCAUUAUUUGGGUUGCAAACAGAAAAAAUCCGAUUAUCGAAUCACAUGGAUUCUUGAUUCUGAGCAAUGACGGACUGCUGAUUCUCAAUACAUCUCGGAGCUCACUUAUUUGGUCAUCGAAUAUAUCCGGGCCUGUAUCAAGCCCGGUUCUUCAGCUUUUGGAUAAUGGAAACCUGGCUCUUGUAGAAGAUUCCACGACCGAUAAAAGUAAUUACAUUUGGCAGAGUUUCGAUUAUCCAUGUGACACCAGGGUACCAGGGUUGAAGCUGAUGCAAAACCCUGAUACUGGUGUGGAAAAAUACUUGACUUCUUGGAAAAGUGCCGAAGAUCCAUCUCCUGGAGAUUUCAUUUACAGGAUCGAAAACCGUGGAUUUUCCCAAAUGGUGAUUCGAAAGGGUAGCAAGAAAGUGUACAGAAGUGGCGCGUGGAAUUUCAACGGUGAUUUCUUCACUGGAGUCAACCAGUUCCCCGAGCCAUCUUGGAAUGUCAAAACGGUCUUCGAAAAGGGUAUGUUGAUUUCAAUCUCCGACCCUUACAACGAAUCGUACGUCACGAGAAUGACAAUCACUUCUACGGGUUUUGUUCAACGCUACUUGAUGAACGAUAAAAGAGACUCUUGGAGAUUAAUGUAUGAAGUGCCGGGAGAUUAUUGCGAUAACUACGGGCGGUGUGGUCCUAAUGGCAUCUGCAGAAUGCACGAAAACCCAGAGUGUGAGUGUUUGAAGGGAUUUGUUCCGAAAUCUUUAAACGAAUGGUCCGUAUUCGACUGGAGCGGUGGGUGCGUUAGAUCUGCACCGUUGGAUUGCGAGAAGGAAGACGGGUUUCUAAAGAUGGAAGGAGUAAAGUUUGCUGACCCACUGAUCUUCAUAGAGAACUCGAGUAUGGGCCUUAGUGAAUGCCGUGAUGAGUGCUUAAAGAACUGCAACUGCACCGCUUAUGCGGAUCAGUACAGAAGUGAUGUCAGCAGUGGAUGUUUUAUGUGGUUAGGGGACUUGAUCGAUCUCAAAUUGUUCGGUGCAGAUUUUAGUACAGUGCCGUAUAUCUAUAUCCGCGUGCCUAUUUCAGAACUUGGAGGAAAUACGACUGAUUGGAAAAAGAAGACGAAUGCAACCCCUGAAAAGGUCAUAUUUAUAGCAAUAGGUUCUGUUUUUGCUGUGCUUGUGUUAGGCUUAUUAUUUGCAUGCAUGCUUCUGAGGAUGAGACGCAAGAGACAAGGUUAUUACAUUAUCGAUCCUUUGUUGUUUUUCGAGCCUUUACAAGAGACAAAUAGAAAACUUUUUUUGACAGAUUUGAAGAGGAAAAGAGAGGAAUUGGGGUUACCUUUAUAUGCACUGGCAACCAUUGCAGCAGCCACAAACAACUUUUCGGUUGAAAACUUGAUUGGAGAAGGUGGUUUCGGACCGGUUUACAAGGGGAACUUAUCGGGAGAACAAGUAAUUGCAGUGAAAAGAAUGUCGAGAAAUUCCAGACAAGGCACCGAAGAGUUCAAAACCGAAGUGAUCUUGAUAGCCAAACUCCAACACAGGAACCUCGUCAGAAUAUUGGGGUGUUGCAUUCAAGGAGAGGAGAAGAUGUUAGUCUAUGAGUACAUGCACAACAAAAGCUUGGACUAUUUCAUUUUCGAUCAAGAACGAAGUGUGUUAUUGACUUGGCCAAAGAGAUUUGAUAUUAUUAUGGGGAUCGCGAGAGGGCUUCUUUAUCUCCAUCACGAUUCGAGACUAAAAGUUAUCCACAGAGACUUGAAAACGAGCAAUAUUUUACUAGACGAGGGCUUGAAUGCAAAGAUAUCUGACUUUGGUUUAGCUAGAAUGUUGGAAGGAGAUGAGACCACUUCAAGAACAAAAAGAAUUGUCGGAACAUACGGUUACAUGGCUCCAGAAUACGCCUUUGACGGAAAAUUCUCAAUAAAAUCGGACGUUUACAGCAUGGGAGUUGUUAUAUUGGAGAUAGUGAGUGGUAAGAGGAACAGAGGCUUCAAAAUUCCUGCUUACUAUAGUAACCUUUUGGAACAAGCAUUUUUGCUUUGGAAGGAAAACAGAGAAUUGGAGCUAAUGGAUCCGUGCUAUAAAGAUUCGUUCGAUGAAUCGCAAGUAAAGAGAUGCAUUCAAGUGGGAUUAUUGUGUGUCCAGAAACAAGCACAAGAAAGGCCUGUAAUGCCUACUGUGCUUCUAAUGUUAAGUACCGACGAUACAAAGUUUCCUCCGCCCAACGAACCGGGAUUUUUCUCGGGGAGUUGUUCGAAUACUGCACCGAUUAUUGCAUCAGAAUGUAAAGAGGCGAGUAUUGGAGUAAUAACCAUGACUCAAGAACAAGGAAGAUAGUUGCUGCAUACUUUAUUAUUUAUUUCUUUAACACAACAGAAUUUGAAGGUUGGACUGAAUUUAUAAAUUCUUCUCAUUUGCACAUUUUAUGUAGCAUUAUAGUUGGUUGAUAGUAUUGCAUUCAAUGGUCAAAUUUGGGGCAUAAAUUGGAAAACAAUUUUUG
Molecule: messenger RNA, 2736 nt
Organism: Erythranthe guttata (spotted monkey flower)
Lineage: Eukaryota; Viridiplantae; Streptophyta; Magnoliopsida; Lamiales; Phrymaceae
Source: RefSeq, a predicted model, not a curated record